Elaeis guineensis (African oil palm) is the source of this 4877-nucleotide messenger RNA. Its product is annotated as DNA ligase 1. The record is from RefSeq and is a predicted model, not a curated record. Gene Ontology annotation, biological process: DNA recombination; DNA repair; DNA biosynthetic process. Lineage: Eukaryota; Viridiplantae; Streptophyta; Magnoliopsida; Arecales; Arecaceae. Gene Ontology annotation, molecular function: ATP binding; DNA binding; DNA ligase (ATP) activity. Gene Ontology annotation, cellular component: mitochondrion; nucleus.
CUCCCUCCCCACUCCCCCGCCCCACUCCCGGACAGCCUCACCUCAUGCUGUUGAGAGCUUCGAGUUUAUCAUUCCUCAAAUUUUUCGCUCCCCCACCUCCUUCCUUCCUUAACCCCCUCCCAUUCUCUAAAUUUAAAACCCUCAACCCCUCCGCCCUCCUCUGCUUCUCCUCCACAGACGGCACCGCCAUGUCCGCCCGCCGAACCGUUGCCGAGGCCCUCAUGGGCGGGGCCCGCGCCGCCGCAGCCCGGAAGAAGGCCAAGAAUGAGAAAACCCCCGCCCCAUCCCCGCCACCGGAUCCCUCCCCUCCUCGCCCGAAGCCCACCAAAACCCUAGACACCCCACCGGACGAGAAGAAGAAGAACGCCGCCCUCGAGCUCCGGAAGAAGUGCUCCGAUUUCAACCCUAGAGCCGCCGCUUACUGGAAGGACGGCGAGCCGGUCCCGUUCUCGUUCCUCGUCCACGCCUGGGAACUGAUCGGAAAAGAGUCGGGCCGCAUUGCCAUGACAGAGAUCCUCUGCAAUGCCUUUCGGACGGUGAUCGCCACCACACCCGGGGAUCUUCUUGCCACCGUUUACCUCACUGCGAACAAGAUCGCUCCGCCUCAUGAGGGUCUUGAACUUGGAAUUGGAGAAGCAUCUCUCGUCAAGGCGCUCGCUGAGGCUUAUGGUCGGAAGGAGGAGCACGUGAAGAAGCAAAACAGCGAAUUGGGUGACUUGGGUCUUGUUGCAAAAGCCAGCCGUUCGACUCAAAAGUUGAUGUUCCAGCCUAAACCUUUGACAAUCGACAAGGUUUUCAAUACAUUCCUGGCCAUUGCAAAGGAAUCUGGUACAAAUAGUCAUGACAAGAAAAAGAAUCAUAUAAAGGGACUUCUGGUUGCAGCAACUGAAUGUGAACCUCUGUAUAUAACUCGUCUUCUACAGUCAAAAAUGCGUAUCGGUUUGGCAGAGAAAACUGUCCUUGUUGCUCUUGGACAAGCAGCUGCAUAUUCUGAAACAUGUCCAAAGCCACCUUUGCAAACUCAAUCUCCCUUUGAAGAGGCUGCAAAAAUCAUCAAACAAGUAUAUUCUGUACUUCCUAGCUAUGAUAAAAUUGUCCCUUCUCUUCUUCAAGUUGGGGUGUGGAAACUUCCAGAGGCAUGCAAUUUUACUUUAGGUGUCCCUAUUGGACCUAUGUUAGCAAAACCAACAAAGGCUGUAUCAGAGAUCAUCGACAAAUUCCAGGGAAUGGAGUUCACCUGUGAAUACAAAUAUGAUGGUGAACGUGCACAGAUACAUUACAUGGAGGAUGGAUCAGUUGAGGUAUAUAGUCGUAACGCAGAACGGAAUACUGGGAAGUACCCUGAUGUUGUCAGUUUUAUCUCAAGAUUCAAAAAGGAUACUGCAAAAUCAUUUGUGCUGGAUUGUGAAAUUGUUGCUUAUGACCAUGAGAAGCAGAAAAUCUUACCUUUCCAGGUCCUUAGCACUCGUGCUCGUAAGGGUGUGAUCUUAAGUGAUAUAAAAGUCACAGUCUGCACCUUUGGCUUUGAUAUUCUGUAUUUAAAUGGCCAACCUCUUCUCCAGGAGCAACUCAAAGUUCGUCGACAGCAUCUCUACAGUUCUUUUGAGGAAGUGCCAGGAGUAUUCCAGUUUGCAACUGCUACCAUAACAAACGAUGUCGAGGAAAUACAGAAAUUCCUUGAAGCAGCUGUCAACUCCAGUUGUGAAGGAUUGAUUAUCAAAACAUUGGAUAAAGAUGCCACAUAUGAGCCUUCAAAGCGGUCUAACAACUGGCUGAAGUUAAAGAAAGAUUACAUGGAGAGCAUUGGUGACUCACUAGAUUUGGUGCCUAUUGCUGCAUUCCAUGGUCGUGGAAAACGUACAGGGGUUUAUGGUUCGUUUCUUCUUGCUUGCUACGAUGAACAAAAUGAAGAAUACCAAACCAUCUGUAAUAUAGGUACUGGAUUUUCUGAGUCACAACUUGAAGAGCGGUCUGCAAGCCUUCGCAAUAAAGUGAUUCCUACACCAAAGCCAUAUUAUCAGUAUGCUGAUACAGUGAAUCCGGAUGUAUGGUUUGAGCCAGCAGAGGUUUGGGAGGUGAAAGCAGCAGAUUUGAGUAUCAGUCCUGUUCAUUGUGCUGCUAGUGGCAUAGUCGAUCCAAAUAAGGGCAUUUCUCUUCGAUUUCCUCGUUUAGUGCGUGUUCGGGAUGACAAAAGCCCUGAACAAGCCACAACGUCUGAUCAGGUUGCUGACAUGUAUCGUGCUCAAAAGAUUAACCAUGCAAAUAAUCACGAGGAAGAGGAUGAUGACUAACAUAUGUGAAUUCUUCUAUUCAGUUUUUGAUGGUUCUUUGAGGGGGCUGAGAGACCAUCGGGAAGUUGUAGCAAGGACAGCGGGGAAGAGAUGGGCGUCCGCAAGAGUUCGGGAAGGGUUUGAAGCAAAAAAAGAAAAAAAAAGAAAAAAGAUACUGCUGCUGCUUGGGGCAAAACCCCACCUGAUUGAGACUCCUGAGAAUGAAAAAAGUAGAGGAAAAACCUAGGAAAACAAAGGAAAAAUCAACGAAAACAAAGGAAAGGUGGAAAAAUUAAAAGGCAAGACCUUUUCCCGCAUAGAUUGAUCCAUUUUUUUUCCUUUUUUCCUUUUUUUCUUUUCAUUCCUUUCUCUUUUUCGGAGAUCUAUGGGAAGGAAAGCACCUGAGGGAGAUUGGAGGGGAAGACCGACGUCGGUGAUGAUGGGGAGGAAGGUGAUAGCGAGACUGGUGGGAGGUGGUGGCGAGGAGAGCAGGGAGGAGAUCGACGUCUCUCUUUUUUGGAGAUCUAUGAAAAUGAAAGCACUUGAGGUAGAUUGGAGGGGGAAGGCCGACGGCAGUGACGAUGAGGAGGAAGGCGACGACGGAGACCAGCAGGAGGUGGCAGUGAGGAGAGCGGGGAGGAUGUGAGCGUCUGCGAGGGCUCGGGAAGGUUCGAGAGGGCUCGAGGGUUCGAAGAAAAAAAAGAGAAAAAAAUACUGUCGAAAAAAGAAAAAUUGAUCAUCGAGAGUUCAGAGCUCGACACGUGGCGCGUUGGGAGAGCUCUGGCUUCCCCUUUAAUGUAAUUGUAUAGAUUUUUAUUGAUUCUAUGGUGGAAGGAAUUAUGUGACAAUUCAUAAGCUCCGGUGCUUGCCUAAAAGAUUUAGUAACCAAACAAGGCAAGGUCCCUUUGAUCCUAGUGUCAAAUUUUCCAUUGUCUUGGUGGUGAUGGAACUAGUUGCCUCCAUUAGUGGUAUUUUAAAUUCUCAACAUGCAAAAUGGCUUCACGGGACUUCCUUAAAACUUGAGACUAUCAUUCAAAUUAGGAAAAUGGAGCUUGAAGUAUAGCAAAUUUGAAGAGAAGACAAGCAGUGGGGGGAGAUGCAGCAGUGAGCAUUAUAGGGAGGACAUGACAGUGGGGUGAGGACAUAACAUUGGCAAUGAGUGGCGGUGGCAAUGAGUGGUGGAGGGAGCACAGGUUGUCACAACGAGAAUCAAGGGAGCAAGUCACAGUGAUAGUGGGCAAUGACAUCUAGUGGUGGUGACAGCAAGCUGUGGAAGAAGCAUGUUGGCAAAGUGUUGGAAUGCUAGGGAGUCACCUCGGUCAUCAAAUCCACAAGGGAGAUCUAGUUUAUGUGGGUGUAGGGCAAGGGAAGCUGUUGGAUGGGUGGUGGAACGACCCAAAUCUAGCUUAGCUCUAGAACCAUAGUGAUCAGAGCUUUCGGUUGGGGAAAUCUUCAUAAUUUGAGGGGACAGUAGUGGUUGAAGCCCAAAACUUGGAUUUGGACAAUGUGAGGUGUUGGGGUUGUGCUUCUUCCUCGAUGGUAUGUAGGAUGGGGAAGUGUGCAGGGUAAGCGAAUGGGAGGGGAGGGGGACAUGGAAUCGGGGUAUAGGUGGUGAGCGGGAUGUGAGCAUGGGCCUUGCAACUCAUCCUGUGGCCAAUCUGAGCAUGGGAUGAGCUGCAACAAAAUUGGCAUUAGCUAGAGAUUCAGGCUCCCACAAUCGCUAUUCAGUUGCAGGCAUACAAGUAUGCAUGCUGGCCUGCCUUGCAGCCAGACUUGCAAUGCUGGUCAAAUUGCACCCCACCAAACAAACCCUUAGAGCUGAUACUACAGUGGCCCACUCUAAGAUCAGCCUCGCCUCAAUUUGUUGAAAUCAGUUCAGGUCUAAUCUAAACCUGCUCAUUUUACCAAGCCUAAAUCCUGCUUAUUUAACAAGGAUAAACAAUAGGUGGUUGGCUGCAAAGAUAUUGUGGGGGGAGAAAAGGAGAGGUUGGGCAUCUCAAAGUUUUGGAGGAAGAAAGGGGUAGAGAAAGUAGUUGAAAGGAGAGGAUAGUCUGAUUGACAGAUUGAGGGAGAAUGGAAGGGCCAGUUUUGAUAUCAUAACUUUUUCAAGUUCAUAUUGCUUGGACCCUGGCAUUUUGAAGGGUAUCCGCAUUAUUUGAAUUUUUGGUCUUUAGUCCAGGCCUGGUCCCAUUCACAGUCCAAGUACUGUGACUUGGUAAAAGCCUGAUUUGGAAAUGUAAUUCUAUAUAUUGCUUGUGAUGAAACCUUUCAUAGGUCUCACAUGAGUGUAUUUGCUCUCAUUUAAAUGAAAAUUAUGACAUGUUCAUGCUGUGAGAGGGAAGAAUAUAGGAAAAUUUUCUGUUUCUAUUCUUAUUUUGGAUAAAAUAACAAUUGGUCCAGGGCAACUUGUUCAAAUUGGAGUAAUGUGGCACAAUUCGAUCUAACCUCAAAACCCAACCCCACCCAACUCAAUUCGGGCUAAGUUUGGUCCUAGGAUUUUUUUUUUUAUAAAUAAUUGGGUCAAGUUGAUUAACUUUUUUUACCUAAAUGCUAUACAAGUUGGUUAGCUUUAAUCUGUCUUGGAUCUUGGAUGAAGUUGGCAGAGCA